AUGGCUCCUAAAAUUGUUGUUUCGCUUUCAAUGAUCAAAAGAAACUUACAGUAUUUGCAACAGCAGUUGGGAGCUGCCUUAAAGAACAGUAGUGUGGUUGUUAAAUUCAUCUGCGUGAUCAAUAUAUUCUGUUAUUUUUUGUCAUUUAGUGACACUGCUGUGCGAAUUCUCUGUGUUACUCCAGGGUUUAUAAUUCCCCCUAACUUCUGGGUGUGGACUGCAUUUACUCAUUGCUUUUUAGAAACGAGAUUAUGGUUGUUAUUGACUGAUGUCAUUACGGUUGGACUUUGUGGAAAGCUUUUAGAACCGUUAUGGGGAGCUAUGGAAAUGCUAACGUUCUUUGCUCUGGUCAAUACAUCUGUAGCUUUCUUAUCAGUUCUGAUCUACAUAGUCAUAUUUACCAUUACAUCAGAUCCGCGCUACUUGUUUUCAGUACAUAUUCAUGGUUUAGCCGGGUACUGUGCUGCAGUAUCUGUGGCUGUUAAACAGAUCAUGCCUGAUCAUAUACUUCUGUCAUUACCAUGUGGUAAGUUAAGAAACAGAAAUGUUCCCCUCUGUGUUUUGUUACUAAGUUUAAUUUUGUGGUCACUCAAUGUCAUUAGAGGUACAUAUCCAGUGAUGUUUUCAACCGGAUUGCUAUCAGCGUGGAUUUAUUUAAGAUUUUACCAGCAUCAUAGUAAUGGAACUGUUGGUGACAUGGCUGAUGGCUUUACCUUUGCUAGUUUUUUCCCUAAUGUAAUCCAGCCUCCAUUAAUAGUGCUUGGGAAUGCAGUGUUUGAAUUUCUUGUUUAUAUCAGGCUAUGUAAAAAGCCUUUAAGAAAAUAUAACCUUGCAUCAUCUUCGUCUAUAUCUGUUACCAUACCAGGAACAGAGCCUCAUGAUGCUGAACGUAGAAGGCAAAUUGCAUUAAGAGCUUUGAGUGAAAGACUUAGUAAAGUUGAGCAAGUUCCCUGGCCUUCGACUGCAGAUGAAUCAAAAUUACCUGAAAAAAGUAAAAGUGUCAGUAUUAUGAUGCCACCAGUCCUUGCACAUCAUCAGAAUACAUUGUUAACAUCAACUAAUCCUGAAAAGUCACAGUCAAAGCCAAGUCCUGAGACAGAAAAGUUGAUUUCUAUAGACGACCCAUCAACAAACAAAUCAUAA
This is a messenger RNA of Uloborus diversus, 1143 nucleotides long. RefSeq names its product transmembrane protein 115-like. Gene Ontology annotation, cellular component: Golgi apparatus; membrane. Gene Ontology annotation, biological process: retrograde vesicle-mediated transport, Golgi to endoplasmic reticulum. Bases 1 to 1143 code for a protein of 380 amino acids. The transcript has 3 exons. Lineage: Eukaryota; Metazoa; Arthropoda; Arachnida; Araneae; Uloboridae. The record is from RefSeq and is a predicted model, not a curated record.